UCUUCUACAAAUAUUCUUAUUCAAGGAGGUGUUGCAAAGAUAACCGACUUUGGCUUGUCUAGCGUCCUGAGACAAAUUAUGUCCUCGUCAAAUGGUACUGGAAAUUUGGCAUACAUAGAUCCAGGAUCCAUCCAAAACUUGAAAUAUAGACGAGGAAAGAAGUCCGAUGUCUUUAGUCUUGGGGUAAUACUUUGGGAAAUAUCCACAGGAAAAGUCCCAUGCGGAGGUCUUACCCGAAGUGUAGAUAUUACUGUAUAUAGAGUGCGGGGUCUUCGAGAUAGCGCUUCUGACAACACGCCUAGGGAAUACGUUAAAUUAUAUUCGGACUGUUGGGAUGAAUCUCCUGCAAAUCGACCACAUGUAGAAGAUGUUUCCAAAGCAUCCUACAAAAAAGAAAUAACACAAAUGCUUGAUAGAAAUGAGAGGCGUCUUAUUGUCAGUAUGGACGAUCUACGCGAGUACAACCCGGAGAAGGCAUUAGAAACGAUGACAAUACCAAAUGAAACGAUUCCAGCGUUUGAACAAGCAUUAAAGGAAGUAAUUAAGCAUGUCAAACAUCCGAUACGACAUCAGAUUGACGACGACCAACAAUUUCACAUUGGAUUCAAGGGAAGUUUUGGAUCUAAUCAUGUCAGUCCACGGACGUUGAGAUCCAUUUAUUUGGGACAGUUGAUUUGUAUAGAGGGUAUUGUCACUAAAUGUGGCCUCGUUCGCCCGAAACUAGUUAAAAGUGUCCAUCAUUGCGAGAAAACCGGGAGUUAUUAUGCUAGAGAGUACCGAGAUUCUACUAUGCUUGGUAGCUCGCAACCGACUACGGUUACAUAUCCAACAGAAGAUGAUAAUGGCAAUCCGCUUACGACAGAGUUUGGAUUCUGUUCGUUCUGUGAUCAUCAAGUAAUUUCUAUUCAAGAAAUGCCAGAGAGAGCGCCAGUCGGACAAUUAAGUAGAUCAUUUGAUGUCAUCCUUGAUGAUGAUUUAGUCGAUUCAGUCAAGCCUGGAGAUCGUAUUCAACUUGUCGGCAUCUUUCGGUCAUUGGGGAACCGAAAUAAAGGAGCUACCUCCGCUACAUUCAGGACUAUAAUUAUCGCUCAAAGUGUGAAUGUGCUAUCAGGAAAAGACGUUGGUCAGACUAAAAUGACAGAGAAGGAUAUUAAUAACAUCAAGAAAUUAGCAGGGACCAAAAAGUAUUUAUUUGAUCUGCUUGCUCGAUCAGUUGCUCCGUCUAUCUUUGGACAUGACUAUAUAAAGAAGGCUAUAUUGUUGAUGCUUCUUGGGGGAAUGGAGAAAAAUUUACCAAAUGGCAUUCAUAUAAGAGGGGAUAUAAACAUGCUAAUGGUAGGUGAUCCCUCGACGGCAAAAUCUCAACUUCUUCGAUAUGUCCUCAACAUUGCCCCUCUUGCCAUCGCUACAACGGGUCGCGGAUCAUCGGGCGUUGGCUUAACUGCGGCAGUCACAUCAGAUAAAGAAACGGGUGAAAGACAGCUUGAGGCAGGAGCCAUGGUACUUGGCGAUCGUGGAAUUGUCUGCAUUGACGAAUUUGAUAAAAUGAGUGAUAUCGAUAGAGUAUCCAUUCAUGAAGUAAUGGAACAGCAGACUGUAACAAUUGCUAAGGCUGGAAUACACACCUCACUGAAUGCAAGAUGUAGUGUUAUUGCUGCCGCCAAUCCCGUUUACGGACAGUAUGAUGUUCAUAAACACCCGGCACAGAAUAUUGCCCUUCCCGAUUCUCUUCUCUCUAGAUUCGAUCUUUUAUUUGUCGUCACCGAUGAAAUAAAUGACACUCGUGAUCGAAUGAUCUCUGAUCAUGUUCUUCGUAUGCAUCGAUAUCAAUCGCCAAGCGUAGAACAAGGUGUCCCAAUCAGUGAUAUGCCAUGUGAGCGAAUUCUAAUGGGAGAGAAGGAAGAAGAAUUACAAGAGACUCCAGUGUACGAGAAGUUUAACGAGUUGUUACAUGCUAGCUUGCAGGCUAUGCAGGCUACCCAACCGAAGAAACCAUCUCAAAAAAAAACCAAGAAUCUUGAAAUUCUCACUACGCCAUUUCUGAGGAAAUAUAUCCAGUAUGCUAAGACUGAAAUAAAACCCGAAUUAAGUGCGGAAGCUGCAGAUUAUAUUGUUUCUGUAUUUUCGGAUUUACGUAACAAUGAUCCUGCUGGUAAUCAAGCUAAGACAACGCCAAUGACAGCUCGUACGCUGGAAACACUGAUCCGUUUAGCAACAGCCCACGCUAAAUCACGACUGAGCAAUGUGGUAGGAGAAAAGGAUGCAAGAAUCGCUGAAGAGAUUGUCAGAUAUGCGCUAUUCAAAGAAGUUGUCUCUCAUACACGACGAAAGAGACGAAGAUUGAGUCGUCAGGCUGCAGAUACGUUCAAAUUAUUCCAAGAUAGGAUGGGAGAUCUCACCUCUUCAGAGCUGUUUGAUGGUCAAAUGAUACUUACAACAAUGCUGGCCGAGAUAAAUAACGGUUUGCCGGAUGAAGAACAAUUUAGUGUUACAGAAGCAGAAUCAGCAUUGCAAGUGAUGGCUGACAGGAAUCAAAUCAUGUAUAGUGGCGGAAUUGUCUACAGGAUAUAA
Paraglomus occultum is the source of this 2571-nucleotide messenger RNA. NCBI's taxonomy places the organism in Eukaryota, Fungi, Glomeromycota, Glomeromycetes, Paraglomerales, Paraglomeraceae. The record is from the annotation of a GenBank genome assembly.